CAGACUGCUGUGAGACAACAUGGAGGUCACAUCUCUCCGCAUCAGACUUUCGAUGAAUGUGUUAAUCCUGCUGUAUGCACUUGAUCAGAAAGUUGGUUCAGUGUCUCUUCAUGUCGUCCCAAACAGUCUGCAGUUCUUUGAAUAUGAACCUGUAACUUUCCAUUGUGAAGGUUACUCUGUCUCACUUGCAUGGAAACUUGUACAUAGAUUAAAAGGGGAAGUUCUCUCAUGUAGAACUACAAGUAAGGUGACAACAACAGAGUCAACCUGCAGCAUUACAAAUAUAUAUCCAGAAGACAGUGGAGAAUACUGGUGUGAGACUGGAGAGGAGAAGAGAAGCAACAGCGUCAACAUCACUGUCACUGCUGGUUCUGUGAUCCUGGAGAGUCCUGCCCUACCUGUGAUGGAGGGAGAAGCUCUGACUCUGCAAUGUAGAGACAAGAAGACUUCCUCCAACCUCACAGCGGAUUUCUAUAAAGAUGGCCGCCUCAUCAGGAGCAGCUCUACAGGAGACAUGACCAUCCACACUGUUUCCGUGUCUGAUGAAGGACUCUACAAGUGUAACAUCACUGAUGUUGGAGAAUCAGCAGAAAGCUGGCUGGCUGUCAGAGCACUUCACAGCACUUCAGAGACUCACCCAUUCUCAGAUUAUUGGUUCCCCAUUUUAAGAAACAUUGUUCCUGUUGUGCUGACGAUAAUGCUGCUGCUGCUGCUAGGAGUACUGCACUGUGGGAAACUGAGAGGGUCCAGAAGCAGUUGUGUCACAUGCUGUGACUGUACAGAGGCGUGAAGAUUCUCACAAGUCAAAUGAUGACAGUCUGCAAACCACAGCUUUCUUUUCAUUUAUGUCUAUAUUUAAUAAUCCACUUUGAUCCUAGCUCUGACACCCUCUGCAGAGUCACCACAGCAUCUACACCUCCAUGAACAGACUGUGGUUGACUGUGGACACACAUAUAAAUGUGUCCUUCAAUAAUCUGCAUUAAAAUGGUCCUCAGAGCAUCAAGUCUCCCUUACUGC
Micropterus salmoides (largemouth bass) is the source of this 1017-nucleotide messenger RNA. Its product is annotated as Fc receptor-like protein 5. Gene Ontology annotation, biological process: cell surface receptor signaling pathway. The coding region runs from base 20 to 790 and encodes 256 amino acids. The record is from RefSeq and is a predicted model, not a curated record. Gene Ontology annotation, molecular function: transmembrane signaling receptor activity. The transcript has 6 exons. NCBI's taxonomy places the organism in Eukaryota, Metazoa, Chordata, Actinopteri, Centrarchiformes, Centrarchidae.